This is a messenger RNA of Paramecium tetraurelia, 1092 nucleotides long. RefSeq lists its product as uncharacterized. Lineage: Eukaryota; Ciliophora; Oligohymenophorea; Peniculida; Parameciidae. The transcript is spliced from 7 exons. The record is from RefSeq and is a predicted model, not a curated record.
AUGCAAGGUUAUACUAUAAAGUAGCUAUUGUUGGAUAUUGCAGAAGUAAUAGACAAUGACAUCAUUGAUACAUAUGAACAAAUCAACAAAGUUAGCGUAAAGUAAAUUAGCGAGUAAUCGGAAAAGUAAUAAUAUGACAAUAUCCUCUAAAUCGUUGCGUAUUUAAAUAGAGUCAAAACUGUAUUUGAAGAAUAAUUGGAAGAACAUAUAAACAAUGAUUAUGAGACAAUAAUCUAAAAACUUGAAGCAUCCAUUAGAACUCACAUCAGGAUAGAACAACAAUAGAAAUUGCAAAUUGAUGCUUUAAUACAGAAGAUAGAUGAAGUCUCUGCUGAAAAGGAUAUUAUUAUUAUAUAAUAGUAGGAAAAAAUAAAAUCUUUAGAAUAAGCCAUUAAAGAUCAACAUAAAAAAAUAUUUGAUAGUUCACCCAAAGAAAUACUUCAUAAAAAGACUCCCUCCGCUUUUGAGAGAUUGAGUAAAUUAGUCUCUAACAAAUCCCAAAAAAGCUUAUAAAACUCGAAUAAUGAAGCUAAUUUCAAAGCUUUGUUAAAAAUAUGCAAUACUGAAAAGGACCGUUCUCUUUCUAAGGGUAGAAAGCAGGUUACAGUUAAAUAGGAAAGUGGUAAUUAAAGAACAAAUGAUGAAACUCAAGCCUAAACUGACAGAAACAGAAAGACUAAAAGAUUCAAAAGCUAACUGAGCAAUCACAAUAAUCGUUAAGUACAGAGAAAUUGCAUAAGUAUAAUAAAACGAAAAAAGAAUCGCCAUUAAUUAGAUAAGAAUAAACAAUGGGCAGCCAAAGUUUUGAUUAAGUUGGUAAAAGCUUAUAAGCAUUGUAGAGACAGAUUUCAAACUCUCGCUUGUAAAAUAAUCAAAGUUCACAAUUACUCAAAUUCUUGUAGAAGAAAUGAUUUCAUAUAUAAAACAGUAAUCAGGCCUUUUUCUAACUAUCUCUAAUUUAGCUUUGGUCUUAAUUUUUUUUCAAUUUAUUUAUACUUAUUAAGUUCAACAGGAACAAAAUUUUCCAGUCUCAAUUCUAUUUUAUUCGCUAAAUUCAAUAAUAGUAUAAUUUUUUGUUUAAUCAACACUUGA